AUGGAGAGAGACAUGCGGCGUUACCUGCGGGUGUUAGUUCUCUGUCUGGGCUGUGGCUUCUGUUCGUUGCUUUACGCCCUGAACCAGCUCGUGGUGUCCCUGGACGAAGAAGAGACCGGCGGUGGCGGGAAGCUGAAGGCCGCGGCGGUGGCUUCCUGGAUCACUGUUAGCGGACGCAUAGCCGAGAACGGGGCGCGAAGCGUAGGCCCCAAGGAUCAUCCUGGCUGGUCCGACAGGUAUAAUAAGGAUCUUUCUCUCUCUUAUUGGAAUCCCUAUUGGAUGCUGCCCUCUGAUGUUUGUGGAAUGGACUGCUUUUGGGAAGCCACUUUUAGGUAUAGACUGACAAAAAUACAGACUGCUGAGACAAUGCACCUAGCUGUGGUAGCCUGUGGUGAACGACUGGAAGAGACUAUAACCAUGAUAAAAUCAGCUAUUAUUUUCAGCAUCCAACCUCUUCAGUUCCACAUUUUUGCUGAAGACCAGUUGCACCAAAGCUUCAAAAAAAUACUUGAUGGCUGGAAAUUUCUACAAACAUUUAAUUACACUAUAUAUCCAAUAACUUUUCCAACUGAGAAUGCAGCAGAAUGGAAAAAACUCUUUAAACCAUGUGCUUCACAAAGAUUGUUUUUGCCAUUAAUCCUGAAAGAAGUUGAUUCACUAUUGUAUGUUGACACCGAUAUUCUUUUUUUACGCCCUGUUGAUGACAUUUGGUCACUCUUAAAAAAAUUUAACUCUACACAAAUUGCUGCCAUGGCACCAGAGCAUGAGGAACCUCGGAUUGGUUGGUAUAAUCGCUUUGCUAGACAUCCAUACUAUGGAAAAACUGGAAUAAAUUCUGGAGUUAUGUUAAUGAACAUGACACGAAUAAGAAGAAAAUAUUUCAAGAAUGACAUGACAACUGCAUAUCUACAAUGGGGAGAGAUACUUAUGCCAUUACUUAAAAAAUACAAACUGAAUAUCACAUGGGGUGAUCAAGAUUUAUUAAAUAUAAUGUUUUUUCAUAAUCCAGAAAGCCUUUUUGUUUUUCCAUGCCACUGGAAUUAUCGGCCUGAUCAUUGUAUCUAUGGAAGCAAUUGUCGAGAAGCUGAAGAAGAAGGAAUUUUUAUUCUCCAUGGGAACAGAGGUGUUUACCAUGAUGAUAAGCAGCCAGUUUUUAGAGCCAUUUAUGAAGCACUGCGAAAUUGCUCUUUUGGAGAUGAUAAGAUACAUUCUUUGUUACACCCAUUAGAACUGGAACUACAAAAGACUGUACAUACAUACUGUGGGAGAAUGCACAAGAUAUUCACAAAACAACUAGCAAAAAGUAUAAGAGACAAUUAUGACCGACCAUCAAAAGAAAGGUGACUCUUAUUGGUGAAGAUUUAAAUCUAUGGAACUACAAAAAGAAUAUGUGUGGAUGGGUUUUUUUUUUUUGCACAACAUAUAAAUGUUUCAGAAGGAAUUAUUUAUCAUUUUUCCAGAUAAGCUUUACCAGAGAGUAAAUUGAGGUAUGUUUUAUUAUUAUGAAGAAUAGGUUGGAGCCUUUUACCUAACCAGUAAGAUAUUCCUGACAUUUGAAGUUUUGCUAAUCAUUGUUUGAUUUCAUUCCAGUAUUGGUGAAAAUGGACUUUGACUGAUGAAUAGUUUUAGUCUGUGAACUCUUAAUUCUCUAUUGGUUGAAAGAAAUAGGGUUAUGUAAGUGAAGAGCCAUGUACUUCAUAUAUAAUUCUUAAAAUACAAAACUGUGAAUGGUAGCGAUACUUUUGAGUCAGCACUAACCUCACUUUAAUUUUGUGAGAAUAAAGUUUUUAGGGACAGAAAUUGUUUUGUCUCUUAAGGAAAUGUGAUAUAACCGUUGACAAUCUCUGUGUGCCUUUUGAUGUUUCAUCUCUGACAUGUUAAAAUAAUUUUUGUGACAAUCAUGUUUAAAAUCUUUUUGUGAACCACAAACAUAUUUUAAAGCAAGCUGUAUAAAAUAAUAGAAAACUAGUAUAAACUUCUGGAUAUUGGUUAAUAAUGAUUUCAUGUGAAAUAGCUUUUCAUUUGUUCUAAAGCUUGUUCAACUGUCAUGUCCAAAAUCAAAUUUAGAUUUAAAUAUGUUAAAAUAUGU
Messenger RNA from Gracilinanus agilis (Agile Gracile Mouse Opossum), 2089 nucleotides. RefSeq names its product glucoside xylosyltransferase 1 (gene GXYLT1). The transcript is spliced from 8 exons. Gene Ontology annotation, molecular function: UDP-xylosyltransferase activity. The record is from RefSeq and is a predicted model, not a curated record. Gene Ontology annotation, biological process: protein O-linked glycosylation via N-acetylgalactosamine. Bases 1 to 1344 code for a protein of 447 amino acids. NCBI's taxonomy places the organism in Eukaryota, Metazoa, Chordata, Mammalia, Didelphimorphia, Didelphidae.